AUGGGGAUCUGCAUGGGGCAUGGAGAAGAAGUUGAUGACAUCAUUGCUGACGCAGUUCAACAAACGUAUAAAGACCCUCAUCGCAUAUUUGGAGCCAGGAACGAAACCACAAUGCCUACAACCGGAAACAGAUUUGCUUUUCUGCAGAAACAAUUGGAGGAAGAAGACAAGAUAGCCAAGGAGGGGUACAAGUAUGUCGAUCUCAUCAAGAACCUCGUGAACAUAUCGGGAAGAAGCUUCAGAGAUCUACAAAGAAGUGACCAAUUCCAAGCUUCUUUUGAGGAACAACUUUGUGACAAGGUAAUUCCAGUGUGUGAAGAAUAUGAAGUUUGCAGAUACCGAAGCGCCACUGGUGUAUGCAACAAUCUUUUCCAUCCAACAUGGGGAAUGGCACUGCAGGCGCAUGCGCGAUACCUACCACCCGUUUAUGUUGAUGGCUAUAAUAGUCCGCGGCAAAGAAGCAGAAAUGGAGGAAAACUUCCCAGUCCAAGAGAAAUAAGUAACAAAGUUUUGGAGGGAGGUGCAAACACCCCUACAGACAGCAAGAAUAACUUGAUACUAUUCGCCUUUGGACAGUUUCUAGAUCAUGACUUAACGUUUACUCCAAUCGCUAUUGGAAGUAAUGGCCGACCUCUUGAUUGUUGUGGAGUUGACAUGUCGGACCCUGAGUGUAUUCCAAUAGAGAUCCCAGCCAAUGAUAAUCGGUUUCCUAACAGAUCAUGUAUGGACUUGUCUCGGUCCAUACCUGCCCCAUUUCAUGAGGGCUGCAGCAUAGGGUACAGAGAACAAGUGAACCGCCUAUCCUCCUUCAUUGAUGCGGGAAUGAUAUACGGAGACUCAAAACUUUUCAAUGAGAAUCUAAAUGGACGUGUUGGUGCUUUGAGGACAUCUACUGGUGACCUUCUCCCUCCAGGAGGGGUCUGUGAGAUUAAACAACCUGAGGACUUUUGUCAACUUGGUGGUGAUGAAAGGGUAAACGAAGUACCAUCUUUGAGCGCAUUACACGUUAUAUUUCUCCGCUUUCAUAACAUCCUGGCAAAAGGUUUGAAACUAGAAUCCCAUCUACAUGCCAGAAGUCAAUAUGUUUUCCUGGAAAUUAAGAAAAUCAUGGGCGCCAUUAUACAACAAGUGACUUACGGAGAAUACCUUCCGAUCCUGUUGGGCGGAACAAUCCGGAGAAAUUUGGAGUUGGAACUUCAUUCAUCUGGAUUUUGGGACGGAUAUGACCAGUCUGUGAAUCCAACCGUGAAGAAUGUCAUCGCCACAGCAGCGCUUAGAUACGGACACUCGCAGGUACCCCCAGAGCUUGGUUACAUGACACGGAUGUUUGCUACCUCUAGGGUCUUUAAAACAGAGGAUGUUCUCAUGGAUCCACACGUGGUUGUCACUCAAAACGGAAGAAACAUUCCCGAUUUAACUCGAUUUCUCUUAGCCACGCCCUCCAGAAAAGUUGACAGACAAAUCGAAAAUGCCGUAAGAAAUGAAUUAUUCCGUGACAUGAAUGGAAUUACCUUUGAUUUGAUGUCCUUUAACAUCCAGAGGGGACGAGACCAUGGUCUUCCAUCUUACAAUGAAUGGAGGGAAUGGUGUGGUCUUCCAGUAGCAAUGUCUUUCCCAGAUUUACAUGAUCAGAAUUCUGAUACCAGGACGCGACUGCAGCAAGCUUAUGAUCAUGUUGACGAUAUCGAUGUGUUCGUGGGGGGAAUGACUGAAACUCCUCGCGAUGGCGCACUGGUUGGGCCUCUUUUUGAAUGUCUGCUGGGAAGACAGUUUAAGGAUCUAAAGUUUGGAGACAGAUAUUGGUAUGAAAGAAGUGGAAUAGAGGGAUUCUCUCUAGGCCAACUAACUGAGAUCAGAAAACUAAGUUUGUCUAAGAUCAUCUGUGAUGCACUUGGAUUGGAUAAGAUACAGAGAAAUGCCUUUUUCUUACCGGGAUCAAGUAAUCCACUGGUUAAAUGUUCUUCCCUACCCUCCCUGGACUUUACCGAGUGGGGGAGACACAUCGUUGUUUAUAAUUAGUGAGCACGUCCACAAUUUUCAUUGCGACGUUGACUGGAGCAACUUUUGACAUAAGGAUUAAAGGAUGUGAAAUA
This is a messenger RNA of Saccostrea echinata, 2093 nucleotides long. RefSeq names its product thyroid peroxidase-like. The transcript is spliced from 14 exons. The record is from RefSeq and is a predicted model, not a curated record. NCBI's taxonomy places the organism in Eukaryota, Metazoa, Mollusca, Bivalvia, Ostreida, Ostreidae. Gene Ontology annotation, molecular function: peroxidase activity; heme binding. Bases 1 to 2019 code for a protein of 672 amino acids. Gene Ontology annotation, biological process: response to oxidative stress.